CUGGCCUCCAGCCAGGAGGCCCUGACUGGCCCGAGGGUCGGCCGGGUGCCCAGGCCCUGGGGGUCCCAGGAGGAUGGAGUGACGGAGGCAGGAGGAGCUGGGGAAGGCCCGAGAGAGAAUCUGAGAGCAGUAAGUGUGUCCCAAAGAGAAACAGUCACUGGGGCUGAGCCCGGACCCACAAUGGAGAUUCCCCCGGCAGCCAAGCUGGGUGACGCUUUCGUGUUUGAGGACCGGUUGGAGAUGCAGACAAACCUUUUCCCGGAGGAGGACCCGGGGGACCCUUUUCUUCAGGAAAGGGGUUUAGAGCAGAUGGCUGUCAUCUACAAGGAGAUCCCUCUGGGGGAGCAGGACGAUUAUGAGGGGAAUAUCAGUAUGUGCUCGAGCCCCAUCCAGCAUCAGAGCAUCCCCCCAGGAGACAGACCCCAGGACGAUGAGCUGUCCAGCCCAACCUUCUUCCAGAAAUCAGACCUGACUAUGUGCCAGAUAAUCGACAGCGGGGAAGUGUCCGGUAAGCCCGAUGGGGAGACGGCGGGCAGGGGGGACUCGGGACCCGAGGGGCCUCACAGGACUGCACAGCCAGCCAAGCCCUAUGCGUGUCGCGAGUGCGGCAAGGCCUUCAGCCAGAGCUCGCACCUGCUCAGGCACCUGGUGAUCCACACGGGGGAGAAGCCCUACGAGUGCUGUGAGUGCGGCAAGGCCUUCAGCCAGAGCUCUCACCUGCUGCGGCAUCAGGCCAUCCACACGGGGGAGAAGCCCUACGAGUGCCGGGAGUGCGGCAAGGCCUUCCGCCAGAGCUCUGCCCUCGCUCAACACCAGAAGACCCACACCGGGAAGAGGCCAUACGCAUGCAGAGAGUGCGGGAAGGACUUCAGUCGGAGCUCGAGCCUCCGGAAGCACGAACGCAUCCACACCGGGGAGAAGCCCUAUCAAUGUAAGGAGUGCGGGAAAUCCUUCAACCAGAGUUCGGGCCUGAGCCAGCACCGGAAGAUCCACACACUGAAGAAACCGCACGAGUGCGAGCUCUGUGGGAAGGCCUUCUGCCACCGGUCCCACCUCAUCCGGCACCAGAGGAUCCACACAGGCAAGAAGCCAUAUGCAUGCGAGGAGUGCGGGAAGGCCUUCAGCCAGAGCUCCAACCUCAUUGAGCACCGCAAGACGCACACGGGUGAGAAGCCUUACAAGUGCCACAAGUGCGGCAAGGCCUUCAGCCAGAGCUCCUCGCUCAUCGAGCACCAGCGCAUCCACACCGGCGAGAAGCCCUACGAGUGUGGCCAGUGCGGCAAGGCCUUCUGUCACAGCUCGGCCCUCAUCCAGCACCAGCGCAUCCACACGGGACGGAAGCCCUACGUGUGCAAUGAGUGCGGCAAGGCCUUCCGGCACCGCUCGGCCCUCAUCGAGCACUACAAGACCCACACACGGGAGAGGCCCUAUGAGUGCAACCGCUGUGGCAAAGCCUUCCGGGGCAGCUCGCACCUCAUCCGCCACCAGAAGGUCCAUGCAGGGGACAAGCUCUAGAGGAGGGGCUGGCACCACGGCCUGCGCCUCUGCCAGCUGGAGCCCUGCCCCCCGCUCAUCUGUGAGGCCUGCCCGCCUCCCCAGACCAGUGCCUCCUGGAAAUGCCCGCCCACCCUGGUGGCAGGGCCUGGCCCCCCUCCGCGGCCCUGGCCCAGCAGGGGGACUGGGUGGGGUGGGGAGGGAGGCCAAGGGCCAGGGCGCCAGGGCACAGCCGGCUCUCAGUUGUCUUGUGCUCACCUGUGACCCAAUGGGGUUUAGUUUUGCCCUCUAUUCGCU
This is a messenger RNA of Kogia breviceps (pygmy sperm whale), 1791 nucleotides long. It is a transcript of the gene ZNF70, whose product is annotated as zinc finger protein 70. Lineage: Eukaryota; Metazoa; Chordata; Mammalia; Artiodactyla; Physeteridae. The record is from RefSeq and is a predicted model, not a curated record.